UUUUUUUUGUUGCUGGGUCUACAGGAUAUGUUGCUGAAUUCAUCUUCUAGUGAUGUAAGCAACAGUGUCAAUACUGUUAAACCUCUGGAAGAUGAGCAUCUACCCAACAAGCCUCGUGGAUGGUUGAAUUGGCUAUCACGCGGCAUGCUUGGGGCUGGAGGAACUGAUGAUUCUAGCCAAUUUUCUGGUGUUAUUUCAGAUGAUGUGGUCAAGGAUAUAUAUGAAGCGACAAAGUUCCAGCCUGUGCUGCCACCAAAUGAUGAUGCUCCUGCAGACAAUAAAAUCUAUUUCUCUUCAUUGAAGUUCAGCAUUAAACAAAUUUCUGCUACUAUACGGAGCAUGAAGCUGGGUUAUGCCAUUGCCAACAUGGUACUUAAGGGGAUUUUUGUUGGGUGUGAGACUUGGGAAGAGGGUGCUGUUAUCAUUGCUGAAAUAAACUCGGCUGAGAUGCUCAAUCCAUUCAACAAACAAGUCGUUUUACGAACAAGGGUAAAUUCUGAUGGAGGCAAGCCAAGUAUUCAUCAACCUUCUCUAAGUUUCCAACUUGACAUGUCGCAUCUUAAGCAGGCUGCUACUUUAUCUGUGAAGGCAUCUAUCCAGCCACUUCACAUAACCUGUGAUUUAGAAUGUGUCAAGAAUAUUACGAGUCUUUCUUUCCUUUUGGAACACUCCUGUUCUCUGCAGGACAUGAUUCUGUCGUCCAUCAACAAAAUUCAAAAUAUUAAUGCACGACUUCAGACUAAAAUUGGGCACGUCUUAUCAGAUCGCAAGAUUGUUACAUGGAAUGUCCAUAUAUUGGGUAUUACCGUCCUUGUUCCUGCUGGAGAUGCAAAUUCCGACAUGCAGAAGAUGGUAAAUUAUUCCAAGCCAUUUUUGGUUCUGGAAGCAGGGGAAUUAACCUUUGCAUCAAAAGGUGACAGAGAUACUUUAUUAGCAUCAUCUUGUUGCACUAGUGAUGUUGUCUUGGGUUGUCAGCUUCAAGAUCUCUAUGAUCACUUUGAGAUUAACAUUAGUGAUCUUGAGGUAAAAUUUUUGACUUCAUAUUCCUCUGGAACUGUCAACCUUCUGGAGAAAUUUAGUACCAAUAUCAAUUUGAGAUUGUGCAUUAUUCCUGACGAAUCAGAGUUGAAAAAUUGUGAGGUUGAUAUUGAGGUUUCAUCAGUUCUUGCUCACUUUUCACCAUUACUAUACGGGGCAAUUAUGGAACUAAUUGUAGAUUUUGAUAUAUUGCGUCUAUCAUCAGACUCCUUGGCGCCAACUACAGUUAAUGGAUGUGGGAUAUCUGCGAUUUUUUGGUUCUCCAUUGCUGCAAAUGUGAAAUCUAUUGGUUUCUUGAUCGAUUUUGAAAGUGAUGUAGAAAAUGCUUGCAGUCUCAUGCUUUUGCUUCAGAUAUUAAAUAUUCGUUGCAGGUUUGAUGGAAAAGAGUCCUUAGAGGGAAGGGCCUCAGUGAAGGAUAUAAACAUCCAUGAUUAUUGUGGUAGAAGUGAAGGGAAAAGCCUUACCUUUUGCUCAUCUCGAAGCUCGUCAGGAUCUAUGUAUCAGGAUGAUAAUGGUGUCAGAAUUGGUCGUCAAACUGGGGAUUCCGAUAACAAAAGUAGUACCAAUGAUCCGUGCAUUCUGUUCCAUUACAAAUACUGUGAGAAUUCAGGAUUCAUUGGUCAUGAAUGUAAAUUGAGUUUAAGUGGUCUUGAUAUUCACUGCUACCGUUUUAUAAUUGGAGUUUUGGUAGGAUUUGCUGAUAAGCUAUCUAAAAUCAGAACUUCUCUUCGAGUUGCGGGCAACCCUUUAGUGAAUGGCAACAAUUGCAUUCCUAGUUUUCUUUCCUCGCUUCAAAAUUCUGGUUUCUCCAACUUUUUUAAAACUUCUGUGUCUGAAUGGGCAAGCAUUUCAUUGGAUCAUUUCCCUUUCAUCACCCUAACAGAUACUGGUUCUUUACUUAAUCUUGGAGGUUUCUCAAACGAAAAUUUCCCUGAGUGGAGGAAGGUUCUCAAUUUAAGGGACUGCAAGGUCAGAAAUCCUAAGGCCGACAUAGAGAAUAGAUCUAACAGUCAGCUUCCAUUUUCUGUUAAGUCGUCUUCUCAAAUUUAUGAUGCUAAAAAGGCGUAUUUCAUUGAUUUGGAGCUCAGCAGCUGCAGAGUUCAUUUUCAUGAACCCCCUUACGUGAUUGGAACUCUUCUGUUUCCAAAUGUCAAGUCUGCAUUGUGUAUUUGCGCUGACUAUCUGGAUAUACUUUGCUCUGCUGAGGGUUUGGCUCUUUCUUCUUUACAGUGGACUCAAAUGAUGCAGGAUUUCCUUUGGGGUCCCUUGACAUCCAGUUCCUCUCCAACUUUGAACCUACGUGUCAGGAAAGAAAGUGAAAAGUCACCGUUGAAAAUGAGUUUCAGUAUCCAGAAUGUGUCUUGUGUUUUACCGCCUGAGUUCCUUGCAGUUAUCAUUGGUUAUUUUUCCUUAUCUGAUUUGAGCAGUCCCGGUGGAUUGCCUAUUACAGAAAGCUCUAACUCUAAUACUUCAAAAGACAAUGUAUGCACUGAAUUUAUGUUUGAGAUACUGGACUCCAACUUAUUUAUACCGACGGGGGCCAGCGGAUCUCAAUUUCUGAAAUUUGAUAUACAACGGUUAUAUUCUGGUUUCACGCAAAAUGGUGAAGCAAAGUUUGUGCUGAAGGAUAUUCCUGCGGAGUGCUUGGUUACAGAAGAUGAAAUUGCUCACAGAAAUGAUUGUCUAGACUUAUUUGGAUAUGACUUAUCUCUAUCUUUGAUGCAAUUGGAAGAAGAAGCAUCUAAUUGUUCAGGUUCUUUUUAUGGCCCCUCUUGGGCAAAUAUCAUCUUGAUUGCGCCAUUUAGUGCUGAUGUAUGGGUGAGAUUACCAUCCCAAUGUGAAUGUUGCGAUGUCGUAUCCUGUUAUCCAAGUUGCAUUAUGACAAUAGUCAAGGUUUGUCAACUCAACGCUGAAGGUGCAUCACUCAUGAUUGGGUGUGAAGCAAUGAUGGAUAUGAUAGAUCAGUUUUCCUCGGUAAAUAAACAAGCCUUAGCAUUCAAAUCUGAUAUCUUACAGUUUUUUCUAUGCAAGGAGGGAAAAAAGGAAAAAGACGCAUCUCUGCCUCAAGCCUCUCCUGAAAAUUUCAUGAUAAUCCAAGCUUCUGUGAGGUCAAUGUCCAUAAAAUGGCGAGAACAGAAAGGAGAAUCAGUUGCUUCUGACCUCAUUGGGGAGGUUAACAUGCAGUUGCUGUGUUCUGCCUCUUUAAAAAAUGAUGAACUCUCAAGGCUGAGGAUCUCCUUCUCUUAUCUACAGCUAUUCUCAUCACUGAACUCUGUUUUGCUUGCAGAAUGCUGUUCUAACUCUGGCUUACCUGUUAUUGUAACAACAUUUUCAUUGUCUGAUCAUGGUGCAAAUAUGCUUUCUGUUUCCAUGUCUUUGCUAGAUGUUUGGAUACAUUUGUCUGACUGGGUUGCGAUCAUCAAUGUACUCCAUUCUUCCUCUACAAAACAACCCAAGAUCUUAAUGACAAACUCAUUAUCAAAGAAUAUUGCACAUGUCCCUAUUGACCAACUCAAGGAUGGUGAAAAUGAUGGCCCACAAAAUUCCUAUCCAUGUCCAAAUAUUUUGACGUCUGAAGUAAAUGUGGGGCUUGUUUCUGGAAUUCACUAUGUUGAGUUGGAAAGUUUUAGUGUCCAAAUUCAUGUUCCUGCUUGGAUUAGAAGUGAUGCUUUUGACACAUCAGAGGUGAAGCAGGGUGAAAAGAACAUGAAUGAUUUACGAAACAUGAUUUAUGGAAAUCGACAUGGCCUUUUUACUGUUGGCUUUCAAGCUAGGAAUGCUAAACUUUUUAACUUCGGGACCAUUAUGAGAUUGAAAAUUGAUCUAGAUAAAACCUGGGGUACAGUGGAGCUAGUAAAGGAUGAUACGACACGCACAUGGCCCCUGUUUGAACUAUUUCAAGUGAACCUGGAAGCUGAAAUUUGCACUAGUUGCAUUGAGCAUAUCCAUGCGAACGUGGAUCUUCAAUGUCACUGUCUGGAUGUAUGGUUAUCAGAUCACAUUCUUUAUUUCUGGCACUUUGUGGAUUUUGAAAGUCCAGCAGCUGGGCCUUCUCAGUUUAGUGUCAGUCAAGUGAAAUUUGAAAUCCAGCUUAGAAAGUUUUCUCUUCUUUUGGCUGAUGGAAAGUGGAGUUCAAGUGGACCUUUGCUGGAGUUACUCAUGACAAACUUGCUUCUUCGCUCAAAUAUAGCUGGAAAUGAAAUGGAGGGUUUAGUGAAGUGUGAAGUCCAAGUGAACUACAAUAACAUUGACAAGGCGUUGUGGGAGCCUUUCCUAGAGCCAUGGAAAGUCCAGCUAAGCAUAAGAAGGCAUGACGACCAUUCCCUUUUGAGUAGUGACGUUACUAGCAAUCUUCAUAUUGAGUCGACAACUCAACUUAACUUGAAUCUUACCGAGUCCCUUAUUGAGGUUGUUUCUAGGGCAAUUGAGAUGACUAAAAAUGCAUGGGAUCUGGUACAGUUGACUGCUCAUUCUGAAAUCCCAUCAUUCUUAAAUUCUCAGAUAAGUGAAAAUCUGGACACCCGGAGUUCUCCUCCUUAUAUACUGCAAAAUCUGACUUCGCUGCCUUUAGAGUUUCAUGUCUAUCAACAGCAGCAGAGUGGUUAUGGCUUAGAAGUACCCUCCGUGAAAGGUGGAAAGUAUUUACAACCAGGAUCUUCUAUUCCAGUUUAUGUUAGUGAAAGUCUUGAGGAACAAAUUUUACGCUAUAGGCCUGCACAAUCCUGUGACCAACUUGGUGACAAAAAGUCGGUGGAGCCUUCACAUCAUUAUAUCAUUGUUCAACUCGAGGGAACAUCAUUUCCUUCUGCUCCUAUUUCAAUGGAUCUUGUUGGUAUUAGAUACUUUGAGGUCGAUUUUUCCAAAUCAUCAAGGAAGUUUGAUAUUGAUACAACUAAGAAUGUUCCAAACAGUAGUAUAAAUGAUGGAAGGAACGGUAGAAUAGAAGAAAAAAGUGGCUUUAUCGUUCCUGUAGUGAUUGAUGUGUCCAUACAGAGUUACACGAAGAUGGUGCGGUUGUACUCAACUGUAGUAGUAUCAAAUGGAACUUCUGUGCCUCUUGAAGUACGGUUUGACAUUCCAUUUGGUGUUUCUCCAAAGAUUCUGGACCCCAUAUAUCCUGGUCAACAGUUUCCUCUUCCAUUACAUUUGGCUGAAGCAGGACGAAUGAGAUGGCGUCCUCUUGGUAAUUCUUACUUGUGGAGUGAAGCCCACAGUAUUCCAAAUAUUCUUUCAAAUGAAAAUAGAAUCAGCCUUUUGCGCUCUUUUGUCUGCUAUCCAUCUCAUCCAAGCAGUGACCCUUUCCGCUGCUGCAUAUCUGUGCAUGAUUGGUGCUUAGCGUCAGCUGUGUCACCAGAAAAAGGGUUUUCUUUGUCCAACAAUAUUCUAACACAACCCCUUAAAGCUCAUAACAAUGUAACUUACAUGCUCAAGUCCGAGAAGAGGAAUGUACAUCAGUUGACUUUAAGCAGUCCAUUGGUGUUAAAGAACUAUCUUCCGGAGAUGGUAUCUGUGACAAUAGAAAAUGCUGGUGUUUGUCGUUCUGCAGAUGUGUCAGAGGUUGAAACUUCUUUCUUCCAUGUUGAUUCUUCACAUGACCUCACAAUAACUUUCGACAUGCCUGGAUAUAAACCUUCAGCUGUGAAAUUUCCACGUGCUGAAACAUUUGGUGAAAUAGCAAAGUUCAGCGGAACAAGGUUCUCUUUGUCGGAGACUAUUACUUUUGACCCUCAGUCAUCAGAUGGUCCUCUGUGUGUUGCAAUUGAGAAGGUGAUGGAUGCAUUCUGUGGAGCUCGUGAAAUAUGCAUUUCGGUUCCAUUUUUGCUAUACAAUUGCACUGGUUUCCCCCUUGUUGUGUCUGAAUCUGUCAACUGGACAAAAGGCCAUUUUAGUGUUAUUACUUCUUGCUAUGAUGUGGACGAGCAGGACCUAAUUCUCCGCAAGAAAGAUGGUCUUGGCAUUUUUACUUCUAAUCAAGAUAUGGAUACAGCUGCGAAUAGCAACAUUCUGCCUGUAGCUCCCUUGAGCAAUUACCUCGUCACAAAGUCACAUGACCGUAAAUUCUCUGAGACACAAUCGAUCGAGUUUGAUAAUUCAACAGUUCUUCACCGGGGUUCACAGAAGCAUGAUAUAUAUGCUUCAAAAGCAUCGCUUCACUGGAGUAGGUCUUAUACAAGCAGUCAGUCCAGCUUAAAAUCUUGUAGCUUAACAGAAGGUGAUGCUUGGAAGGUUAAUUGCCGGAUGUAUUCACCUAACCCAAGUUUGUCUUCAAGUGAAAUUAUGGUCCGACUGUGUAGAUAUCUACCUAAUUCUCUGAUGGAUGACAUUCCUAAUGAUUCUUGGUCUAUCGCUUUUUCUCUUGUGCCGCCUACUGGUUCGACCAGUGUAACGGUCCCACAACCAUCCAGGAAAUCUGGUUAUGUAACUUCUGUUAGUGCUGUUGCAGCACCAUUUUUGGGUAGGACAAGAAUUAUUACCUUUCAGCCAAGAUACGUAAUCAGUAAUGCAUGCAACAAGGAUUUGUGUUACAAGCAGAAAGGAACAGAUGAUGUUUUCACAUUGGAAUCUGGAAGGCAUUCUCAUAUUCAGUGGACGAAUACAAUGAGGGAGUUGCUAGUCUCUAUUAAAUUUGCUGAACCUGGAUGGCAAUGGUCCGGUUGCUUCUUGCCAGAACAUCUAGGUGAUAUUCAGGUGAAAAUGCGAAAUUUUCUCUCUGGUGCCGUGAACAUGAUACGUGUGGAAGUUCAGACUGCUGAUGUCUCAAUUAAAGAUGAUAAAAUUAUUGGGAGCCCUCACGGUCAAUCGGGGACAAACUUGAUUCUUGUGUCAGAAGAUGAUACUGGCUUUAUGCCAUACCGUAUUGACAAUUUCUCCCAGGAGGUAUAUUCCUUCUGUGCAACACAGUAGUUUUUGACCUUGUAUUAGCCACAGCUAGAUGGGUAAAAUAUUCUCUAGGAUUUUGGUUACCGCAAAAGUCUUGCUUUAAAGUCAUCUCCAAUUUUUUCACCGCUGCCACCCUAUUUAUGUGACAUAAAUUGAUUGGGAUGCAGAUAUAGACUUCAUUUCUGAGUGACAUAGGAUACUAGUAGCAUAUGUGAACAAAUACAAGGUUGGAUGAGGACACGAAUACCACAAGACAAUAAUAAGUGUCUAAAACUAGGGGACUAUUCUAGUAUAUUUUGAGUUUUGACAAAUUUUUGUAGCAAAUUCUUACAAAGAUGUAAGCUACCAAAAAGGAAAACAUUUAACACAGAUCUGGUUUGAGAACAAUGGACUAAGUUAUUUAAGUAAAAAGAGAAUAAAAUAUCUAAACGUCUAGUGAAUGCCACUGAGUAUGCUCGUUCUAUAAGGGUGAACUGGCGAUUUUCAUCUCUAAUUUGCAACCCGCAUUACUGUCCAUGUUUUCCUUAAUUAGCAAAUUUUAACAUAUAUAUUCACAUUAAGUUAGUAAAAAUGUGAUUCCAAUUAUGUAAUGAUUGCUAUGCCAUCUCGUCUAAAAAUUCAAGUUGUUGAGGAGACAAGUGAAUACACUAUUUAUUUAAUUGGGUUUUCAACAUGGUUUCCCACAUCUGGAAAAUUCACUUUAUGUGUGUACCUGACCUCGUCUAAAACUUCAGCUUUCUAGAGGAUCUCUAUAUAUUUAUCCAAAAUCACUGUGUUAAAGACCUUUUUAAAUUCUCUAUAGCAUAAGAAUAUUUAAGAUUUAGCAAAGUAAAUUGAUAUUUCUUAAAGUAGUUUGUCCAUAACAAAGUUUGUUUUAGGUUAAGUAUUAGGUUACAAAGUCGUUCCCCAUCCAUAGGUUGACAUAUCUACUAAAUUAGGUAACAUUGGUCUAAAUUUUAGCAAACUCAUCAAAUUAUGGAAUUGGUUAGUGAAUUGUUUAAUUGUGUAAUCACCUCUUCUUAAAGUUUGUGUUGUUGGUGUUGUUAGUUUGGUCUGUUGUCUGUCUAUCUUAUCUUCUUCAACUCCCUUAUUUAAGGUGUCAAAAGUAUUGGGCCUUCCAAGAGCAGUAAAGAUUUACCAUCUUUAGAAAGUAAAUUUUAACUCAACUAAGAAGAGUGCUAAACAUAAAUUGUCCUUAAAUUCCACCAAUUAUUUAAACAUCUUGUACUCCAAUAAUUUCUUUCCUUUCCAUUUUGGUCAUGUCUACUCAGAAAAAUUGGAAUAUGGAGUGCUAAUGUCCUUUUAAAUAGUUUCAUCAAGGUAAAAAGCUUGAUAUUUGGUCCUAUAAUUGUAGAUUUUGAGAAGAAGAAAAGGCUUCUUGUAUUUCUGUGUGUGUUUACAUCCACAAAUCUCCUAAUGCUAAUUAAAGAAAUAAAAUAAAUCUAUACAUUCAGUCGAACUAUCAAAUCAAAUCAAUUAAAAAUCAAAUUUCCUAAAUAUAACUAAAUCACCUGAAAUCAUGCUGAUCAACAAUCUCCAAAAUAUAAUCAAAUCUCUUAAAUCAUGCUAAUCAACACUCCCCUUAAGUUGGUGCAAAGAUGUCGCACAUGCCCAACUUGCAACUCAACGUAUGAAAAGUUCGCUUGUUGAGACCUUUGAUAAACACAUGAGCUAGUUGUUUUUCCGAUGGCACUUAAAACAAACUCAAGACACUAGUUGUAAUUUUUUUGUAUGCUUUGUUCGGUUAUGCUGGACUGAAUUAUGAGCUAUACUGAUGACAGUCUUAUUAUCACAAUACGAGGAAAGUUUUUCUUUUUCAGACAGGCUCAAUUCCACUUGUAGCUUUUGUAGCCAAAGCAGUUCGCAAAUACCCUUGGCCAUAGCUCUAUAUUUUGCCUCCGCACUUGAUCUAGCAACUACAUUUUGCUUCUUGCUUCUCCAAGUAACCAAGUUUUCUCCUACGAGCGUACAAUAGCCGGAUGUAGAUCUUCUGUCAUCUAGAGAAUCAGCCCAAUCCGCGUCUGUAAAGGCUUCUAUUUGGAGGUGAUCAUGUUUGGAGAAAAGUAUACCUUUCGCUGGAGCACACUUUAGAUACAAAGACAGCUUGCAUAGGAUCUCGGGGAUCAUGCAUGAACUGACUCACCAGGCUAACUGAAUAGGCUAUGUCUGGUCUAGUGUGGGAGAGAUGAAUGAGUCUUCCAACCAACCUCUGAUAUCUCUCUCCUUAUCAACUGAUUCUCCAACUCCGCUUUGUAACUUGUGAUUGCUUUCAAUGGGUGAUUCUGUGGGUUUAGUUUCUUUCAAGACAUCCAGAAUAUACUUCCUUUGAGAAAUAAAGAUUCCUCUUUUUGAUCAAGCCAUCUCAAUUCCCAAGUAGUGCAUUUUUCCUAGAUUUUUGAUCUUAAAUUCAUAUGCAAUAACUUCUUCAAUCGGGCUAUCUCCUCUUUGUCAUUUCUAUGUCAUCAACAUAAACUAUGAAAAGAGUGAUUUUACCCGUUUGAUGUCUUAUGAAGAGGGUGUGAUCAACAUUGUUUUGUUGGUAACCGAAAGAGAUCAUUGCUUUGCAGAAUCUGUCAAACCAAGCUCUGGGGGAUUGCUUCAGUCCGUACCUCUCUUCAAUCUGCAUACCUUUCCUUAAUUUUGUGCAAUAUCAAAUCCAGGAGGAAUCUCCAUAUACACCUCUUCUUCUAUGUUUCCAAGAAGAAAUGCAUUCUUCAUAUCAAACUGUUGCAAGUCUCAAUCAAGAUUAGCUGCAUAAGACAAAAGAAUUCUAAUAGUGUUUGUCUUAGCAACAUGGGCAAAUGUCUCUUGAUAAUCCACUCCAUAAGUCUGAGUGAAUCCCUUAUCCAUCAAUCUUCCUUUGAAUCUUUCAAUCGAGCCAUCAACUUUGUGCUUCACAGUGAAGACCCAUUUGC
Nicotiana tabacum (common tobacco) is the source of this 9833-nucleotide messenger RNA. Lineage: Eukaryota; Viridiplantae; Streptophyta; Magnoliopsida; Solanales; Solanaceae. The record is from RefSeq and is a predicted model, not a curated record.